Molecule: messenger RNA, 6870 nt
Organism: Mixia osmundae IAM 14324
Lineage: Eukaryota; Fungi; Basidiomycota; Mixiomycetes; Mixiales; Mixiaceae
Exons: 10
Coding region: 55-6810 (2251 amino acids)
Biological process (GO): mitotic cell cycle; nucleotide-excision repair, DNA gap filling; DNA replication
Cellular component (GO): epsilon DNA polymerase complex; nucleus
Molecular function (GO): DNA-directed DNA polymerase activity; zinc ion binding; nucleotide binding
Source: RefSeq, a predicted model, not a curated record
GUAAAGUGCAUCCACCUAGCUCAGUAGGGGCUCUUCUCCGUCCAGUGUAGCCGCAUGGCCAAGCACAGCAAUCCGAAUGGCGCAGCGGGAGGCAGUACGCGUGGCCGAGGAAGUUGGAGGGGCCGGGCGAGCUACAGAGGCGACAGAGGAGGCCGGGCCGGCAGCUUCAACAAGAACGGCAAGAGCGGUGAUGCGGCGGCCAAGAUCCAGACGGAGGAUGGCGUACAGUCUGAGGACAAGUUCGAGGAAGUCAAGCUGCGCGAUUCACUGGAUGAGAGACUGGGAUUCUACCGCUUCAGUGAGGGCGGCAAAUCAAAAGUCGGCUGGCUCGUCAAUAUGCACCCUACACUCAUCAAAGAUGACCUCCAUUCAGGCGGGCGUGCUGCGGUAGACUUUUACUUCAUCCAGGACGACGGAGAGCUCUUCAAAGCGACAAUGGUCUAUGAGCCCUACUUCUUUCUCGCCUGCAAAAAAGGGACGGAGACACAGGUCGAGGAAUGGCUCAACAAACGCUUCGAGACCCAGCUCGUCAGAGUCGAGCGUCAGCGUAAAGACGAUCUCAAACUGCCCAAUCAUCUGCUCGGCUACAGCCGCACCUUCAUACAGCUUAUAUUCAGGAAUGUCAACGACCUUCAACUCGUGCGACGCGAAUUGCUGCCCAUCGCCAGUAAAAACGCCGCGAAGCUCUCCGCAGUCGAUGCAUACGCCGAGGUCAUCGCUGGAGACUCAACCGCAAAUUUGGCCAACUUAGUGUUGGUGGACGAUUUUGCCGGCGUCGACAUUGAAGAAGGUGCAGCCUUUGUCGCAAAAGCAUCGACGCGCGCCCUCGGCAGCGCAGCAGAUCCCAGCGAGCAGAUACUCGAUGUCAGAGAAUACGAUAUACCCUACUAUUUGCGCGUCGCAAUCGACAAAGAGAUCCGCGUUGGUCUAUGGUACACUGUCUCUUCGCAACAGGGCGAUAUCACACUAGAGUGCAUCACCGAACGCGUAGAGCGUGCCGAUCCGGUCGUCCUCGCAUUCGAUAUAGAGACCACGAAAGGUCCACUCAAAUUCCCAGACGCCGCUCAUGAUCAGAUCAUGAUGAUCUCGUACAUGAUUGACGGCCAAGGCUUCCUCAUCACCAACAGAGAGAUUGUGUCAGAAGACAUUGACGAUUUCGAAUAUACCCCAAAAGCGGAGUACGAAGGUCCUUUUAUGGUCUUCAACGAAGCAGACGAGUCGGCACUCCUGGCACGCUUCUUCGAACAUGUACGCGAGGCCAAGCCGACCGUCAUUGCUACGUACAACGGUGACAGUUUCGACUGGCCAUUCGUUUGCAAUCGCGCCGCAGCCAGAGGCAUCGACAUGUACCGAGAGAUCGGGUGGAAGAUUGACGCAGAAGACGAAUUCAAGAGCGCCAACUGCAUUCAUAUGGAUUGUUUUCGAUGGGUCAAGCGUGACUCGUAUCUGCCACAGGGCUCCCAGGGUCUCAAAGCCGUCACGGUCGCCAAAUUAGGCUACAAUCCUAUCGAGCUCGACCCUGAGCUCAUGACGCCCUACGCUGUCGAGAAACCACAGAUCCUUGCCCAGUAUUCAGUCUCAGAUGCCGUGGCGACAUACUACCUUUACAUGAAAUACGUGCAUCCCUUCAUCUUCUCGCUUUGCAACAUCAUCCCGCUCAAUCCAGACGAGGUGCUUCGAAAGGGCUCCGGGACACUCUGCGAGACUCUGCUUAUGGUCGAGGCGUAUCGGGGCAAGAUCAUCAUGCCUAAUAGGCAUGUGGAACCGACGGCGAACAUGUACGAAGGCCAUCUUCUCGAGUCCGAGACCUACGUCGGCGGCCAUGUCGAGGCUCUUGAGGCGGGCGUUUUCAGAAACGAUAUACCCGUCGACUUUCGGAUAGCACCAGACGCGAUACAGAAACUAAUCGAUGAGCUCGAUCAAGCCCUGACGUUCAGUCUGAAGGAAGAAGGAAAGAUCGACCUUGCAGACGUGGAGAACUACGAUGAGGUGCGAGGAGGUAUUCUCAGCAUGCUCGAGGAGUUACGCGACAAGCCGAUGCGCCAGGACAAGCCUCUGAUCUACCAUCUUGAUGUGGCGGCCAUGUAUCCAAACAUCAUGUUAUCGAAUCGCCUUCAACCGGACUCAGUCGUCGAUGAAUCGAUGUGUGCAGCCUGUGACUAUAACCGACCUGGCAAGACUUGCGAUCGACGGAUGACCUGGGCCUGGCGCGGCGAGUUCUUUCCUGCCAAGCUAGACGAAUUCAAGAUGGUCCGCAACGCACUAGAGUCAGAAUCUUUCCCUCCCAAGUGGCCUGGCAAGCCACCUCGGCGUUUCGUGGACCUUGCCCCAACUGAGCAGACUUCGUUCCUGCACAAGCGACUGGGAGACUACUCUCGAAAGGUAUACAAGCGCACACAUGACACCAAGAUCAUCAACAAGGAAGCUAUCAUCUGUCAGCGGGAAAAUCCUUUUUAUAUCGACACUGUUCGCGAAUUCAGAGAUCGUCGAUAUACUUACAAAGGCUUGCACAAGACAUGGAAGAAGAAUCUCGAUGGCGCCAGUGUGACCGGCUCACUCACCGAUGUCGUCGAAGCAAAGAAGAUGAUCGUGCUUUACGACUCACUGCAGCUCGCGCACAAGUGUAUCCUCAAUUCGUUCUAUGGCUACGUCAUGCGAAAAGGUGCUCGGUGGUAUUCGAUGGAGAUGGCAGGCAUUACGUGUCUGACGGGCGCAUCCAUCAUACAAAUGGCACGUAGACUCGUGGAGCAGAUCGGGAGACCUCUCGAACUCGAUACUGACGGGAUUUGGUGCAUGUUGCCUGGCUCUUUUCCCGAAGACUUCAAAUUUAGACUCAAGAACGGCAAGAGCUUUAGUAUCUCGUAUCCGUGCACAAUGCUCAAUCAUCGUGUGCAUGACGGCUUUACAAACGAUCAGUAUCACGAGCUUGUCGAUAAGGAGCGCGGCGUCUACGAGAUCCGAAAAGAAAACAGUAUCUUCUUCGAGCUUGAUGGGCCGUAUCGAGCGAUGAUACUGCCGUCGUCGAAAGAGGAAGACAAAUUGCUCAAGAAGCGCUACGCUGUAUUCAAUGAGGAUGGAAGUCUCGCCGAGCUCAAAGGCUUCGAAGUCAAGCGACGCGGUGAGCUACAGCUCAUCAAGACCUUUCAAACACAAAUCUUCGAGCGCUUCUUGCUUGGCGAUACGCUUAAAGAUUGCUACGCAGCAGUAGCGACAAGUGCAGACCAAUUCCUCGACAUCCUUACCAGCAAGGCCGCCAGUCUCAGCGAUGCCGAGCUCAUCGAUCUCAUCGCAGAGAAUCGCAGCAUGUCAAAGACGCUUGCAGAGUAUGCUGGUCAAAAGUCCACUUCCAUAAGCACCGCCAAGCGUCUGGCGGAAUUUCUCGGCGAUCAGAUGGUCAAGGACAAAGGCCUUGCCUGCAAAUUCAUCGUGUCUGCCAAGCCGAACGGCGCUCCUGUUACCGAGCGAGCAGUGCCCGUGGCGAUCUUCACAGCCGAGCCUAGCGUGCGUCAGCACUUCUUGCGCAAAUGGCUCAAAGACAAUAGCCUAACAAGCUUCGAUCUCCGUGACAUCCUCGAUUGGGAUUAUUAUAUCGAUCGACUCGGGUCUGUCAUUCAGAAGCUUGUCACUAUUCCGGCAGCUCUGCAAAAGAUCCCCAAUCCUGUCCCUCGUAUACGACAUCCAGAUUGGCUAGCUCGCCGCGUCGCAUCGAUCGACGACAAGUACAAACAGCAUCGAAUCACGGACAUGUUCGUCAAACAGAGAAUACAAGCGUCAGCUGCAGGCAAGGCGCUCACCGAUGUCAAGAGCUUUUCGGGCCCAAAGCUCGUCAAGCAAAAGCCUGCUGUCGUCAUUGAUGAAGGCCCUCUGCCUGAUCCACGCUCGAACUAUUCUGCUUGGAUCAAGCGGAUGAAACCGCGAUGGCAGCUCAAGCGUCAGCAAAUGGCCGCUGCAGCGAGCGCCGGCGGCCCAUCUUCACACAGUCGUCUUGGCAACAUGUUGCGCCAGCAGGCCGGUGCAAUUAUGACCAGCGACUGGGAGAUCUUGCAAGUUACGGAGUCCGGCAGUUCUCGUGAAGGCGAGUUGAAGAUAUGGCUUUUGAUAAAGAACAAUCUGCAAGCGAUCAAGCUCAGAGUCUCGCGAGAGUUUUACCUCAAUGUGAAGAAUCUAAUCACAGCUGCGCCGUACUUCCCUGCCAGCUGCAGAGUGGCGGAUGUUGUCAAAGGGCUGCCGAGCUCGCAGCGGCGGCAGAACCUCGUCAAGGUCACCGUCGACGAAGGCACUUUCACUUCAGAGCAAGCAGCGUAUGCGCGGCUGCUCAACAAUCCAGAGAUUGAUGGCGUCUACGAAUUGCAGGUUCCGCUCGUCGCGCGCGCUCUCAUCAAGCUUGGCGUGUCUUGUAAGCCCGACCACGAAACUUCGCUUGGCAAAGGGCUAGACAAGGGCUUUGAUCUGGCGAAUCUCAACCGAGCGCCACAUUUGUCUUCGCGACGCUACCUUGGCGGGAGGGAUAGCCCACUACAAUACGCAUACUUAUAUCACGUGCAUUCGGACGCCCGGCAUGUCAUUUGCCUGAUUACCAGUGAUGGCAAAGCUCGACUGUUCAUUGUUGAUCGAGGCCGAAAUAAGCAAAUUCCGAACUUGUCGCGAUACUACAGUGAAGCAAAGGCCAACUAUUUCAAGCGGGUCUAUUCUGGACUUACGCAGGCUGCUCAGAAAGCAGCACGAGGCGCCUUCGACUAUCCGGAAGAUCUCACGUUCGAUACGUCUGUCUACGACCGCGAAGAUGUCGCAUUCCGAGCGGUCAGCCGCGAAUUAACAGGCCUGCACGCGCGCAAAGAAGGCCCGACCGUCUUGAUCGCCUACACACCCAAGGACAGGCCAUUUCUAGAGGAGCAUUUGCCUGCUGCUGCAAAUUUUCCAUUAGUCAUGAUCCGCGCCAACAAGGCGGACAACGUCCUGCCAGCGCUGGCUUGGCAAGAGCCGGCAAGCAAGCGCAUGCUGCAACACUAUCUCCGCGUUUCGCAUUGGCUCAAGGACAGGAUCGCCUUGGCCGAAGAGUUCGAUAUCCCCCUGUGCAACCUAGAAGGCGACGUCCCCAUCAUGGUUGCUGACAUCGAAUAUGCGCGUCGUCUCAUAAGUGCAGAUCUACUCCUUUGGUGGUCGCCGCGUGCCAAGCCUGACUUGGGCGGCCGCGAUGAGGACACAUUCGUGUCUGCAUCAGAGACAUCAGAGCCAGAGAUCUCACGGCCGGGAUGUUACACCAAUGCGGUAGUCGACUUAGAUCUGCGCGAUCUUGCAGUCAAUGCAGUCAUGCAAGCAGCGUUUGUCUACGAGCUCGAAGGCGCCGAAGGCACAUCGAUGGGCUUCGGCGAAGCUUCUCACAACCUUGACGAGUAUGCAAAGGGCAGCGCACACGAGGCCGUCAAUCUCGGCGAUGUUGUGCUGUCCCCUCAGACCUUUGCGAUUCUGCGCAGCAUGGUGAGGCAAUGGCUUGUGUCCAGCGGCAAAGACAAUCAAUCCGGCAUGAUGACGGAUCACUUCUGGCGAUGGGUCUGCUCACCUUCCUCGAAUAUGUUUGAUCCAGCCACGCUCAAGUUCUUACAUGGUGUUAUGUGCAAGGUACUAUCUCAAUUGCUUGCCGAACUCCGUCGCUUGGGCUCAGAAGUAGUCUAUGCGGACUUCACUCGGAUUAUGCUCGUCACGACCAAGCCCGAUUCGUUCAACGCGCUCGCAUACAUCAACUAUAUCGUGUCGUCAAUCUCUGGCCGUGAUCUCUUCAAGUCUAUACACCUCGAGGCGACUACAUACUACGAUCUCCUGAUCUGGUACGAUGCUGCCAACUUUGCUGGCGUUAUCUGCAAGGAUCCCAAUGUCGAGAUGACCGAGAAGGACACCACGGUAGUCAUGGGCUGGAACAUAUGCUCAUUCCUGCCGCCUGUGCUGCAACCGCAUUUCUCGACCGCUAUUGCUACGUACGCCCACAACAUCUAUUCCAUCAAGCGACAAUGCACCCGCGACUUGCGAACGCCUCUGCGAAUGAUCCAAAAUGCAGCAGAGACAGUCCCCAAUGCCGGCAAGCUUGAAGAGGCUUCACUGACUGCCAAAUAUAUCUCGGAAAGCUUCACCCGACGUAUGCUGAAGACCUUGAGCGAUCUCAAUCGUCAGCAUACGCGCGACACAGCGGUGCCGGAAGCCAGACAGCUUUGGGAAUUUCCGAGAUUGCCGGGUAGCCACCUUCAGCAGCGAAAGCCCCUGCUGGCCUGGAUUGCGUCCGUCUGCGCUAUCGUAUCGCUGCACAAGACGAAUGCCGUCGAGGCGCAAAGUCUCAAGCGCAUGCUGCUUCAACAGAUUGGUGUCAGAGAAUUCUCAGCAGAAGCCGCGUUCCGUAAUCCUUGCAUCAGCAUCAAGGUGCAGAUGGCAGUCUGUUUGCAUUGCGCUAAUGCACGUACGAUGGACCUAUGUCGGGAUCCGACUUUGCUGGCAUCGGCUAACGCGACGAGCGAUCAGCUUGCUUGGCAAUGUCCUCGAUGCGGCCAUCCUCAAGACCGGGGCGCAAUCGAGAACAGCCUAAUCGAUACACUCUUACGAGCAGUGGCCGAAUAUCAGCUUCGCGAUCUCAAGUGCGCACGCUGCAACACCAUCAAAGUGCGAGACCUGAGCAAAGACUGCGAAUGCUCGGGCUCGUUCUCGAUCGAAGAGGCGCGUAAAAGCAUUCUCACCCGCCUGCACAGCUUCGAGCUGGUCGCACAAUACUACAAUCUCGAACUGCUGCUGGGUAUCGUCGCACACCAGAAGCAGAUCAUGCAAUAAUAUCUCUAGACGUCUGUUGUUGCUACAAAUUCAGCGCUAUUUGCACGCUCUGCACUCGAC